CAGUCUCAUUGUGGCCCUGUAGAUCUAAAGCCAUCACACGCAGCGGCUACUACGGAGCAGCAGGGCGAUAGAACGACAGGGCCACCGCCGCCGCCGCAGCAGCCGCCGCCGCUCUCUAUUACCGACACAUUCGUUCAGCCUAAAGUGAUGGAAAUCGGCGCUGUGGGACAUUAGUGCCGCUUAUAUCGGGCCUGUGUGUCUUUUUUUUUUUUUUUUUUGGCGGUGCACAAAGCAAUGUGGAGGAAAUAAAGAUCCUGAUACGGCGGAUAAACCAGAGAUUAUAGAUAAUGGGCUGUGUGCAAUGCAAGGAUAAGGAGGCAACCAAACUCACAGACGACCGAGACGCCAGCAUCUCCCAUGGAGCCGGGUACCGCUAUGGGGCCGACCCCACGCCGCAGCACUAUCCCAACUUCGGGGUCACUGCCAUUCCCAACUACAACAACUUCCAUGCCCCCGUCGGACAGGGGGUGGCCGUCUUUGGGGGGGUCAACGUGUCCUCUCAGACUGGGACACUGCGGACUCGUGGAGGGACAGGAGUCACUCUCUUUGUGGCACUUUACGACUACGAGGCGCGGACAGAGGAUGACCUGAGCUUCAGGAAAGGAGAAAGGUUCCAAAUUCUCAACAGCACUGAGGGGGACUGGUGGGACGCGCGCUCGCUGACCACCGGGGGCAGCGGUUACAUCCCCAGUAACUACGUGGCUCCAGUAGACUCCAUUCAAGCUGAAGACUGGUACUUUGGUAAACUGGGCCGCAAGGAUGCAGAAAGACAGCUGCUGUCCACCGGUAAUCCUCGGGGCACCUAUCUGAUCCGAGAGAGCGAAACCACAAAGGGGGCCUUCUCCCUGUCCAUACGGGACUGGGAUGAUGUGAAAGGCGAUCACGUCAAGCACUAUAAGAUUCGUAAGCUGGACAGCGGAGGAUAUUACAUCACCACCAGGGCUCAGUUUGACACACUGCAGCAGCUGGUUCAGCACUACUCAGACCGCGCUGCAGGCCUCUGCUGUCGCUUGGUGGUUCCCUGCCACAAGGGGAUGCCGCGCCUCGCCGAUUUGUCGGUGAAAACCAAAGAUGUGUGGGAGAUCCCACGGGAGUCGCUGCAGCUCAUCAAGCGCCUGGGGAACGGGCAGUUUGGGGAGGUCUGGAUGGAGGGUGCGGAUGGUUUGUGCUUUAAUUUAACGGGCGUGUGCAUGAACUACAUCCCCGACACUGUGGGCUUGAGCCACGAUGCCUGGGAGAUCAGAAGAGACGCCCUGAACCUGGAGGAGCAGCUGGGGACGGGAUGCUUUGCUGAAGUGUUCUACGGAACGUGGAACGGCACCACCAAAGUGGCGGUGAAGACGCUGAAGCCCGGCACCAUGUCCCCCGAGUCGUUCCUGGAGGAGGCUCAGAUCAUGAAGAAGCUCCGCCACGACAAGCUGGUCCAGCUGUACGCCGUGGUGUCUGAGGAGCCCAUCUACAUCGUGACAGAGUACAUGAGCAAAGGCAGCCUGCUGGACUUCUUAAAGGACGGAGAGGGACGAGCGCUGAAGCUGCCCAACCUGGUGGACAUGGCAGCACAGGUGGCAGCAGGCAUGGCCUACAUCGAGAGGAUGAACUACAUCCACAGAGACCUGCGCUCGGCUAACAUCCUGGUGGGAGACAACCUGGUGUGUAAGAUCGCCGACUUCGGCCUGGCCCGGCUAAUCGAAGACAACGAGUACACGGCUCGGCAAGGAGCAAAGUUUCCCAUCAAGUGGACGGCCCCAGAGGCGGCGCUGUAUGGCCGCUUCACCAUCAAGUCAGACGUUUGGUCGUUCGGCAUCCUGCUGACGGAGCUGGUGACAAAGGGCCGCGUGCCGUAUCCAGGCAUGAACAACCGUGAGGUUCUGGAGCAGGUGGAGCGGGGCUACCGGAUGCCGUGCCCCCAGGACUGCCCCAGCUCGCUGCAUGAGCUCAUGCUGCAGUGCUGGAAGAAGGACGCCGAGGAGAGGCCCACCUUCGAGUACCUGCAGGCCUUCUUGGAGGACUACUUCACAGCCACCGAGCCUCAGUACCAGCCUGGGGAUAACCUCUAAACACCCGCCGCCCCCAGCCAAGCAAAAAAAAAAAAAAAAAAAACACCCGCUGUCCCCAUGUCCUCCCCCUCCGACCCUGCUGCCCUUCAGGACUCAGGUGGAACUGCUGCUGGGGGCGGGGCUGACCCCAGAAGUGCUGUAUUUAAAUAAGAAAGCCCAACAGACUGUGGAGCAGUCAGGCCUCUAGUUCCAGGGAUCUGUUCAGCUUCCUCUGCUCAACUCGAACCUCUCAGAUUUUCCUUCCUGCAAAAAAUAAAAUAAAAAAAUGAAGAAAAAAAACGACUCUCUGACUCUCUGGGUGUCUGAACCCAGCAGGUGAAGGCUCACAAACUGAACUGGGACACAGGAGGUGAGGAGGUUGGGUAGAGGGGAGGUUCAUGCAAAGAAAUAACCUGUAUUCUCUGUAAAUAAGAAAAGCUUGUUUUAGUUUGUUUGCCUCUGUUCCAGAAUUUAUUUUCUCCUGCACAAAAAUAAUUCUGAAAAAAAAAACAGCAGGGAUAGGAGCACCGAGCAGCGCAUGGAUCAGGCAGAAGCUCCAGUGUUAUUUUUUAAGAUUAAAUCUGAUGCCUCAUUCUUUUUUUUUCUGUCUGAAAACAAAAUUCUCCAAUAAAUCAUGGCUUCAUUACAGAAGAAAAUUUAGGGCCACUGAAAAAAUAAUAAUUCUGACCUUUUUAAGAUAGAAGUGGAAAUUAUGAGGAAAAAAGUCAGAAUUUAUUUUUUUGAGUGCUUUUUCUUUGUGCUUCAUCCCUAUUUGUAUUUAGAUUUUUUUUUUCUAUUUUAUACAAACUUCAACAAGAAGCUCUGCGCUCCUUAACAAGGAAUAUGUUUCUACCAAUCAGAGCUUGGCAGCGCUGCUUCUUCUCUUUCUGCUCUCUGGACCAUGUGUGAGCAAAGAGGAGUCUGCACAUGUAGUUCCUCUUAUUUAAGUGUUUUUUCUUCUUCUUCUUUUGGUGCAGCUUGGAGAGAGUUCCCAUCUUCUCCAGCUGAGCCCAAACCAGUUCACCUGCUGACUUACUUCUUUCUGCCCUCAUAUUAUUCAGCUCUGUACCGAGUCUUUGUUCCGGGUGGUUGGGGGUUUAGGGUUAUAACGUUGAGUUAGGAAAACUCGGGGACCAUUUCAGGUAACGUGUGAAGAAGUCUGAAUGUGGAGCCAGUAGAAAUGAGGAUUCAGCCCAGAGACGCUGAGUUGUCCUCUCUUUAUGUCUUCAGUUGUACAGCUGAAUGAUUUGUAAGUGUGGCUAACCUCACUCCUUUGUAUCUGACAUUUCCAUUUUUUAAUAUUUCUUGUUUUUCUUGAUUUUUAUUUUAUUUUAUUUUUGGGCGUUUGGAAUUCAGAAAAGACAAAUAAACAUUUUACACUCUUCUGAGA
This is a messenger RNA of Poeciliopsis prolifica (blackstripe livebearer), 3426 nucleotides long. RefSeq names its product FYN proto-oncogene, Src family tyrosine kinase b (gene fynb). Bases 288 to 2057 code for a protein of 589 amino acids. Gene Ontology annotation, cellular component: extrinsic component of cytoplasmic side of plasma membrane. The record is from RefSeq and is a predicted model, not a curated record. Lineage: Eukaryota; Metazoa; Chordata; Actinopteri; Cyprinodontiformes; Poeciliidae. Gene Ontology annotation, molecular function: ATP binding; signaling receptor binding; non-membrane spanning protein tyrosine kinase activity. Gene Ontology annotation, biological process: cell differentiation; innate immune response; protein phosphorylation. The transcript has 14 exons.